Molecule: messenger RNA, 1701 nt
Organism: Trichoplusia ni (cabbage looper)
Lineage: Eukaryota; Metazoa; Arthropoda; Insecta; Lepidoptera; Noctuidae
Product: zinc finger and SCAN domain-containing protein 31-like
Exons: 13
Coding region: 171-1613 (480 amino acids)
Biological process (GO): regulation of transcription by RNA polymerase II
Cellular component (GO): nucleus
Molecular function (GO): RNA polymerase II cis-regulatory region sequence-specific DNA binding; zinc ion binding; DNA-binding transcription factor activity
Source: RefSeq, a predicted model, not a curated record
AAAGUUUUAUUUAAAUCACCAAAAUGAAGUUUUUUCUCGGCAAUAACUAAACGUAACCUCAGCUGCCAGAAUCGCCAUAUUGUUUACAAAUUGUGUUACCCAAGUACGAAGUGGUGAUUUCUAUUUAUCGGCGUCUUAAUAUAUUUUCUGAGCUUUUUAUAAAAUAGAAAAUGGAGACAAUGAGUUUAGGUAACGACGACGAGGACUUUAAACGUGAUAUGGAAGAAGUAAAAUCAAUAUGUCGGUGUUGUUUAUCCACGGGAAAGUUUAUGCAUAACGCCUGUAAUUUUGAAGAGCUUUUCAAGGAUUUAACUGGGUUAUCUGUGCUACAAUCCGAUGGUUUACCGCAGUGGGUGUGUUAUGAGUGUGCCUCAUUACUGCGGAAGGCGGUCAGGUUCAAACACAAGGUGCUGAAAGCGCACUCUGUACUCUAUGAGUACCUCACACGCUGUGCACCGUUUCCUAUAGACGCUCAAGAUGUGGAGUUAUCCAAGUACUCCAGCCCUCACCUGGUCGCCACGGAGACCCUGCACCUGGACAUCAGUGGGAAGGGACGGAGUGGGGUCUACAAAGUUCUACAGCAUGUGAAAAAAGUUCAACCGUCAGAAUUGGACAGCGUAGCUUUACCACUUCUCGGUGAAGAACAAAAUAAUAUAAAAGAGGAAAUGGGAUUUUCUGAUUAUGAAGAUAAUAUUACUUUAGAAGAAUUCAGAUUAGAAGCAAACAAAAUAACAGAAGAUGAUUUAGCAUCAAUACUACAAGAAACAAAUCAAGUGGAAGUCAAGAAGGAGAAAGAAGUUAAAAAGAAGAAGAAGACUAAAAGAAAACAGGAAAAGAAGAUGGAAUCCGGUGAUGAGAACGAGGGUAAACCUCGAUCUUCGAUUCGAAAGACUGUUGAGUUGGACCCGAAUAAGAUCAGGAUUGUGACUCUCAACCCUGAGGAGCAGAUUAAACAGAGGGAGGAGGAAAGCAAGGCGGGCCUGCGUUUCCCCCAUCAAUGUCAUUUGUGUCAUAAAGGCUUUAAUUUUGAGUCGAAAUUGCAAAAUCAUAUGGCUAAACACAGUCCGUCCCGUGGCCCCUACGAAUGCAAGUUAUGCUUCAUGUACCUGCCGACUAACUACAGUUUCAGUGUUCACUCCUUCAUACACACCAGGAGAUACGAAUGCGUCGAGUGCAAGAGAAGGAUGAUAGACCGGUCCUCAAUCAUAGACCAUUAUAAGUCACAACAUGAAGGAUUAUUAACUGUGUAUACUUGUCAGAUAUGUGGAAAAGUUUCUAAUAAUAAUAAAACACAUAGAGGUCACAUGCGGAACCAUCACAGCGGGGUCCGGCCGAAGUGCGAACAGUGUGGCAAGACCUUUAUUAAUAACGACUCGUUGAAGGAUCAUCAACAAAUCCAUCUAGGCAUAAAGAAUUACGAAUGUGACACCUGCGGCAAGAAGUUUCGUACGAGAACACAGAUAAAACAUCACCAACUGAAGCAUAGUGAUGUGCAAGAAUUCUACUGCGUCGAGUGUGAUGUCAGGUUCAAAUCCUCGCACAGUCUUCGUCAGCACCUCACGAAGAGUCUCAAACAUAGAGACAAGUCGACAUUAAUGCUAAGAGCGUCCUGACCAACCACGUCCGCACCCACACCGGUGAGAAACCUUUCGAGUGCGCCGAGUGCGGGCGCAAGUUCUCCCAGCGCACCGCCAUGAGGAC